Molecule: messenger RNA, 610 nt
Organism: Aspergillus glaucus CBS 516.65
Lineage: Eukaryota; Fungi; Ascomycota; Eurotiomycetes; Eurotiales; Aspergillaceae
Product: thioredoxin family protein
Exons: 2
Coding region: 90-416 (108 amino acids)
Molecular function (GO): protein-disulfide reductase activity
Source: RefSeq, a predicted model, not a curated record
AUUCUCUUGCUGUGUCUAAGCUACUCUCUUGUGUUUCAUCUUAUACAAAUUACCUAUUUGUGAAUUCUGAAGAGAACCUCUUGUCCAAGAUGCCCGUUACAACCAUCAAUUCGUACGAUGAAUUCGUGGACAUCGUGAAUAGUGAUGACCCCGUUGUAAUUGACUUCUGGGCAACAUGGUGUGGACCUUGCCGGGUGAUAUCGCCUAUUUUCGAGCAAUUGUCGGGACUUCCGGCUUUCAGUCAUGUCAAAUUCUAUAAGGUUGAUACCGAUGAACAAGGCCAAAUUGCCCAGGAGGCUGGUAUACGUGCAAUGCCAGCCUUCAUGCUGUAUAAAGACGGCGAUAAAGCUGGUGAACUUGUUGGGGCCAAUCCCAUACAGUUACAAGCUUUUCUUCAGCAAACAGUCUCUAUCUAAAGCACAAGGGAAGAAAGACAGGUUUGCCUCUGUUGCUGUACGGGGUCGCUUGGAGGGCAGAAGGGAGCCUGUAUAUAAUUCGAAAUCAUUCCAUCAGAUAUCCCACUGAAACUGGCUAUAUUUUGUUGAGAGCCCGAUGGCUGUUAGUCCUUGCUUUCUGCCCGGUAGUUAGAUAGACAAGCACUCAAGUAGCC